CUCGUCCUUCACUUAGAACUUAACACACAGCGAGACGUACAUUGUAACAAUGCGUGAGAUCAUCUGCAUUAACGUCGGGCAAGGUGGUAUUCAAGUCGGUAACGCCUGUUGGGAGCUCUUCUGCCUGGAGCAUGGUAUCGGCCCUGAUGGCACUAUGGCUACAGACAAGUCCUUCAACGGUGAUGAUGCUUCUAGUACUUUCUUCUCCGAGACUGGUGCCGGUAAGUUUGUUCCAAGGUGUGUCUUCAUCGACUUGGAGCCCAACGUUGUCGAUGAGAUUCGUACCGGUACCUAUCGUCAGCUCUUCCACCCUGAGCAGCUAAUCACCGGUAAGGAGGAUGCGGCCAAUAACUUUGCUCGAGGGCAUUAUACUAUUGGUAAAGAGAUAGUCGAUCUAUGCUUGGAUCGCAUUCGCAAGUUGGCUGAUAACUGCACUGGUCUGCAAGGCUUCUUGGUAUUCAAUGCUUGUGGGGGUGGCACUGGCUCUGGUUUGGGUUGCCUCAUUCUUGAACGAUUAAGUGUCGACUAUGGUAAGAAAUCAAAGUUGUCAUUCACCAUCUGGCCCUGCCCUCAAGUAUCUACUGCCGUUGUUGAACCGUAUAACACAGUUCUUUGUGUCCACUCUCUGCUCGAACACACUGAUGUGACCUGCCAGAUGGAUAAUGAAGCUCUGUAUGAUAUAUGUCGUCGCAAUCUUGACAUUGAGAGGCCGACCUACACUAACCUCAAUAGACUCAUUGCUCAGUGUAUAAGUUCUCUGACGGCGUCCCUUCGUUUCGAUGGGGCUCUCAAUGUCGACGUUACAGAGUUCCAGACCAACUUGGUACCUUACCCCCGAAUCCACUUCAUGCUGAGCUCCUAUGCUCCUAUUGUCUCUGCUGAGAAGGCUUACCAUGAGCAACUGUCGGUCGCUGAGAUCACCAACUCAGUCUUUGAGCCGUCUUCAAUGAUGGUAAAAUGUGAUCCUCGUCACGGCAAGUACAUGGCCUGCUGUUUGAUGUAUCGUGGCGAUGUCGUUCCGAAGGAUGUCAAUGCUGCUGUUGCCACUAUUAAGACUAAAAGAACGAUCCAAUUCGUUGAUUGGUCACCGACAGGUUUCAAGUGCGGUAUCAACUAUCAGCCUCCUACGGCGGUUCCUGGUGGGGAUCUGGCCAAGGUUAUGCGUGCGGUUUGUAUGAUAUCUAAUUCAACUGCCGUUGCGGAGGUCUUCUCUCGAAUUGACCAUAAGUUCGAUUUGAUGUACGCCAAGCGUGCCUUCGUGCACUGGUAUGUGGGCGAGGGCAUGGAGGAAGGGGAAUUCUCGGAGGCUAGAGAGGACUUGGCUGCUCUUGAGAAGGAUUAUGAAGAAGUCGGUAUCGAGACGGCCGAAGAUGAUUAUUAUGAUGAGGAGGGAGGAUAUGGGGAUGAAUUCUAAAUGUUAAUCUUUGCAUGCUUAAUAACUCAUUGAAAAGCUUCCAGCUUCUUGAUCAUC
This is a messenger RNA of Perkinsus marinus ATCC 50983, 1471 nucleotides long. Its product is annotated as Tubulin alpha chain, putative. The record is from RefSeq and is a predicted model, not a curated record. Bases 50 to 1414 code for a protein of 454 amino acids. Gene Ontology annotation, biological process: microtubule cytoskeleton organization; mitotic cell cycle. Gene Ontology annotation, cellular component: microtubule; cytoplasm. The transcript has a single exon. Lineage: Eukaryota; Perkinsozoa; Perkinsida; Perkinsidae. Gene Ontology annotation, molecular function: structural constituent of cytoskeleton; GTP binding.